This is a messenger RNA of Bactrocera latifrons, 1094 nucleotides long. RefSeq lists its product as uncharacterized. Lineage: Eukaryota; Metazoa; Arthropoda; Insecta; Diptera; Tephritidae. The coding region runs from base 34 to 507 and encodes 157 amino acids. The transcript has 4 exons. The record is from RefSeq and is a predicted model, not a curated record.
CGGUGCUCGAAAGUUUAAUUAAAUACGGCUGAAAUGGUGGAACAUUUUUUCUGCUGUCCUUUGGAGUGCGCUGCUAAGUUUUUCGGUUGCUUAGGUGGCAUUUCUUAUGUGUUCUUAUGCAUCUUCUGUGGCAUCUGCCUGGGAAGAGUACAUGAAAUUAUCACCAGUGAAUAUUAUCGUAAAUAUAUUAGAGCUGAAUACUCUGAGGAGGCGCUCACAAUCAGCAUUACUUUAUAUAUGAUCUUAUGUAUCACCUCAACGGUCACUCAUAUAUGCUUGGUUGUCGGUACAAUGAAGAAAAAACAUAAUUUAUUGCUGCCGUGGACUAUUGAGACCCUAUUCAAUAUAGGGUUAACAUUGCUAUUUUAUCUUCGCGACGCUAAAUUUUCUUGGAUAAGUUUAAUAGUUUUGAUUCUUCAUUUAUAUUUUUGGUAUGCCAUGGUGUCGCUUUAUGGGAAAAUUAGAGAAGGAAAUGAGAGGCGAUCAAAUCGCAAUGUAAAUGUAUAAUUCGAAACGGGCGAAAAUUAAUUUUUGUGCCUUCAAAAAUGCAUUCAUGACUAAAUAUGUAUUAAAAUAUAUAAUUGUUAAUGAAAAAUACGCUUUCCCCAAAAUUUACACAGAAUUCUAACACCGACUGGUACACUGAACUUGUAAAGAAUAGAAAUUGAAGUUAUAUGUGGAUAGCCAGCUUAACUUACCUGGUAAUGCUAUCCACGUCCGUCAAUAGAACAUAUGCAAGAAAUGAAUAUAUUCCAUACUGUAAACAGAAAGCUUAAAUUAUUUUGUAAAACAUCAACCGGAGCAAGUAAGUGUUCGUGCCGCUUUGAAAGCAGUCAUUCAUGAACACUUUAGUUUUAUAACUAUAGUUACAAUUUAAAAAUAUACAUACACAUAUAUACGACUGUAAAUGUGGGAAACGGAAUUGUCCGAAUUCAAUGUUGGUUUGAAAUUAAUUAAAAAGAAUCGCCACGCCCGCAACACACUUUAUCAUUCACACACUUAACACGCAAAUAACAUGGCGAACACAAUAUCAAUGUAAUUUCUAAGUACGUGACCGAUUAUCAUUUCAAUAUAUUUAUCAACUCUUUAAAGCA